Myotis daubentonii (Daubenton's bat) is the source of this 2418-nucleotide messenger RNA. RefSeq names its product coiled-coil domain-containing protein 170-like (gene CCDC170). Bases 1 to 459 code for a protein of 152 amino acids. Gene Ontology annotation, biological process: microtubule cytoskeleton organization. Gene Ontology annotation, molecular function: microtubule binding. Lineage: Eukaryota; Metazoa; Chordata; Mammalia; Chiroptera; Vespertilionidae. Gene Ontology annotation, cellular component: Golgi apparatus. The transcript is spliced from 3 exons. The record is from RefSeq and is a predicted model, not a curated record.
AUGUCCUGGCUCCUUGCAGGCAAGUGCGCCUCACGGAUUAAAACUCUGGAACAGACCAAAGCCAUUGAAGACCUCAGUAAAUCCAGAGACAAACUGGAGAAGAUGAAGGAGAAGGCUGAGAAGAAGCUCAUGUCCGUCAGGUCGGAACUGGACACUACCGAGCAUGAGGCCCAGGAGGACAAGGAGAGGGCCAGGCACACGAUAGAAGUGGUGACCAGCGAAUUGAAGACGCUAAGGAAAUCUCUGGAGGAAGCAGAAAAGAGAGAAAAGCAGCUGGUGGACUUUAGGGAGGUGGUUUCCCAGAUGCUGGGCUUGAACAUGACCAGCCUUGCUCUUCCUGACUAUGAAAUCAUCAAAUGUCUUGAAAGACUGAUCCAUUCCCAUCAGCAUCACUUUGUCACCUGUGCUGGCCUCAAAGAUGUGACUACCAGGCAAGACAGGCACCUGCAAAGCCACUGAAAACUUCUUCAUUGAACACUGGAUCUCUUGAGGAGCUAAGGCAUGGGACACAAUGCUCAAUUGAACAAAUUCUCCAAACCUUUGAAAUUUGACCAAUAGGUGAAUAUUCUAUACUUUGGUGAUAGAGUGAGAAUCCAUCAUUGACAACAAAGAAUCUCAAAGGUAGAUAAAUGUUCGCCACUAAAAACACCUGGUAUUUCAUUUGUUGGCACUUUGGGACCCAGAAGAAUUCCGCUAGAUUGCAUAUCUAGAACGAAAACUGUCAGUAGAGAAUUACUACUUAUGGAGUAUCUCUUAUGACUCAGGGCUUUAGUACCCAACUUAAUUCUCAUAACCACCACACAGAGAAGCUUUGAUGUUUUUAUUUUACGACCUCUCUGGGGCUCUGAGAGGGUGUCACCUACCCAAGAUUGCAGUUGGUUGGUGACAGAACCGGGAGGGACUCUACGUUGACUCAAAAGCCGUGUCUUCUCUGCUACUCCACCAUCCUCCAGUUUCUCCUGGCUCCCUGUGUUUUGGUGACAAUUGCCUGCAUAUAGUCAAGACUUGCAGUCCAGAAGUAAUUAAGGUUUAUGAGUGUAAUCCAUAUGAUUUCUUUAAAAAAGAAAUGUACCUACUUAUUUGGAUAAAACAUGCAUAGUCUGAGGUACUCUAAGAAACCUAUGUAUUUUCAAAUGUUGCUGCCAGAUUGCAUUAGGUGGUAAUUUUUUAAUGUUUGAACAGGGCUGAUCUCAGUACUUUCAAAAUGGAGCCAUUAACAUGAAACCGAUAAGAUGAAGACAGCCUACACAGUUUUAUUUACCAAUAUAUAAAACACAGUCAUAGCGAGCGUACUUUUUCAGAAUCCAGAUUUUAUUAUGAAUAUCUCUCACUUUCUGCCUUCCUUUUAAAUUUCUAUUUCACAGAUAUUUUUCAGGAAUUUAUAUAUUUUUUUAAUUUCCAAGAGAAAAACAUGUUACUCUUUUGGGUGAUUAUCAUAUUUCUGCCACAUCAAUUUUUUUUUUCAGUCCUUGAGAAAAGCAUUGGUGUCUAAUUAAAGGAGAGAGAAAAGUAGAUUAUAGCCAAAUAUUAAGAGAAAAUGAAAAGUCUAGCUCAGGUGGCGUGGCUCAGUGGUUGAACAUUGAUCCAUGAACUAGGAGGUCAUGGUUCAAUUCCCAGUCAGGGCACAUGCCCAGGUUUUGGACUCGAUCCCCAGUGUGGGGCAUGCCGGUGGCAGCCGAUCAAUGACUCUCAUCAUUGAUGUUUCUAUCUCUCUCCCCCACUUCCUUCUUCUCUGAAAUUAAUUUAAAAAUAUAUUUAAAAAGUCUAGAUGAGAGGAAAUGAGUUUGAUACUUGCAGGCUGGACGACAGGCCACACAGAGGGAGAGUGACCAAGGAUGGCCACAGGGGUGGGUCGCCUCUGCCGGCUUCUCCUUCAUGAACAAAGAUAGUAUGAAGUAGUGUUUCACAACUGAGGAAACACGCCUGCCCAGCCCUGUGAGGACAGGAGCUGUGUGCAGCAGGCAGGAGGGCAGCCUCGGUUUCCCCGGGGAGCUCCCCACAUGUAGUCCAGAUGCGUGGCUGCUGCUGUGGACCCACACUCAGCCAUAGUGGAGGCGGCGGCUGCACCUCUGGGUGCCUGGAGGAUGGGGAUGCUGAGAGGCCCUGCGUGGCCCAGACCACAGGAAGCAGUCGCGGUGGUGGUGGUAGGGGCGAGGGUGGGAACACUGAUUUUGUACAUUCUCCAAAUGCAGUCUUUAAUAAACUUUUUAUUUUCUCUGUCAAUUUAUUUCUACACUAUUCAAAAAAUACAUCUAACAACAUCACUUUAAAGACAUACGCUGUUAUAAUAUUGUUUUCCCACGUUUGACUUAUCAUCACUUAUAUAGCAUGUCUCCAAAACAUGUAUACACACUUCAACAGCUGAUAGCUUAAUUUUGAAAAUGAAAUGCAUUUUAAUAAACAUGGCCUUUGUAAUUA